Messenger RNA from Dinoponera quadriceps, 4105 nucleotides. RefSeq lists its product as uncharacterized. The record is from RefSeq and is a predicted model, not a curated record. Gene Ontology annotation, molecular function: zinc ion binding; nucleic acid binding. The transcript has 3 exons. Lineage: Eukaryota; Metazoa; Arthropoda; Insecta; Hymenoptera; Formicidae. The coding region runs from base 143 to 1351 and encodes 402 amino acids.
AAUUUUCCCUCAGAUUUCAGUACCGACAGUAAAUAUCGGAACGCGGCCUGUGUGAAAAUUAUAACCUCCUAAAGUUGUUUUUAACACGUGCCAAGUGUUUAUAAUUAUAUUUAACUUUGUUCAAAAAACAGUAUCUAUAAAAAUGACUAGGUAUACAAGAGCAAAGGGAGCUAAAGCAUCAAACGAAAAAUUGCCAAAUGAAGCUACACCGUGGCAUUUAAUGAAACAACAAUUAGAAGAGAGCAAGAAAAAGGAACCUCCGGAAAGCAAAAAGUCAGCAAAGAAAUUGCUAGCUGAUCAGAAAUAUAGCGAUACAGUUGGAAAGCGUGAUCAUGAUUGGGCCGACUUCGAUGACAAUAAGGGUGAGAAUUUAAAGUCAAAGCGUCAUAUGAAGCUCGCAGGAAACUCGAGAAACGACGACACCGAUUGUAAUGUUAAAGCUAAGAAUAAUAACACAGAAAAAUUGGAUACAACGAAAGAUGGAAAGACUGAAAAGACUAAGGAGAAAAGUAAAUUUUCCAACAAGAAGAAACAACACGAUGUUAAUGACACACAUUCAGAAUCUAACAAUGAAGAGUCGAGCAUUUCGCAGAGUAACGGAAGUUCAAAUAUUGCCGUAUUGAGUAAACGACAGAAACGAAAUCUGAAAAGAAAAUUAGAUAAAUCGAACAAUGACGAAUCCAAAAGGUUUAAGAAAGAUGAGUCAAAUGAAGAUUCUCAAGGUAAAGUAAUGAAAACAAGAAUCAAGAAGAACGGAGAAUAUAAAAGAAGAAAGCCAGACACCAAUGUCCAAACAAUUAUAAUUAACGGUGUGGAAAUUGAAAUUAUCAAGUACGACGGAUUUCCCGUCAAAAAGGAAGAUGCAGAAAGGUUGGCGAAACUCAAACAAGAGAUGUUAAUGAAAGGUGUACCACAGUCUAAGGUGGAUAUAGCAUUGAAACUGAAAAGACGCAAGGCUGAGAGAGCGUUGGCGCGUGCUAAGAAACUUCUUUGCUUCAAUUGUCGCAAGUCCGGCCACGUUUUAUCGGAUUGUCCCGAGCUUGGCGGGAAGGAAGAGGCUGGGACAGGCAUUUGUUUUAAAUGCGGUUCGACGGAACACACUCACUUCGAAUGUAAAGUGAACAAGGACUCCGCCUAUAGGUACGCGAAGUGUUUCAUCUGCCGCGAGCAGGGCCACAUUUCCUCGCAGUGUCCCGACAAUCCGAAAGGGAUCUAUCCCAAUGGCGGUUGUUGCAAGAGUUGCGGCGCCGUGACACACCUGAAGAAAGACUGUCCCGACUUGAUGAAGAUCAAAGAGGACAACGUUGUUACGGUGGAGAAGAUAGAUCAUUCGGCUGUGGAGUCCUUGUGAAAAGAUGCAAGAGGGCUGAGGCGAGGAAGAGACGAAAAAUAUAAUUGAAGUAAAAUUGUCAAGUUUUAGAGUAUAACGUGUAAUAUACAUAUGUCGCUGUAAAUUCAUUGCGUGUGUGUGAUGUCAUUACCAUUCUUAAAAAAAUACAUUUGAAGCAAUUUAAAAGAAUCAACAAAUUUACGGACACAUACGAGGGGCGAUCGACACGAAUGCCAUCGCAUAAAUGCUAAGAAGACAUAUAUUAAAAAGUAAUACUUCUAAUAGUUUCUUAUUAAAUACACAAACUCGUUGAAUUUCAUUAAAAUUCUUUAUUAACCUUUAAUUGGAGUUGAUGCUCCAUCGUACUGUCGUGAAGACAUCCUUUAUGUGACGUUAAUACAGAGUUUGCAAUGGCUAGUCAUGUUACCGAUGCACUGUUCGUAAGUUUUGUAUUGUACUUGAUAAAAUAAUAUUCGCGGGUAGUCGUUCAACGUUUCGAUAUUACAAAGUUCUGAUUUUAAGAAUUAUCGCAAUCCCCCCAUUUGGGACUGAAGAGACUGUUUUCUUUUUUUUUAUUUUUUGGACAAGCACAAAAAUUAUCGUUAUCGUCCGAUUUAUUGUAUGGCUAUUUGAGGAACUUUCGAGAAUUUUAGCGUAGUCUGAAAGUAACGAUAAAAGUAAUGGUUAUAUUCGUCACUGUUACCCAAAAAAUGUAACUUCGUUACUGUUACAGUCACUACCGAGAAAAAAAAGUAAUUACAAACUCGUUACUGGGAAAAAAUAACAUGUAACGGUAACACGUUACUUCCUAACCCUGGAUUGUUCUUUUACAUCUGCAAGAAUAAUCCAGUCUCGACACAGAAAAACUUCCAACAAUUGUGAAAUAAACGUUCUGAACACGGCUGCUCAUGAAAAUAAAUAGGAAGGUCUGGAUCAAGAAUUGAACAGUUUAUCAUUUGCAUAUGGUUUUUAUAGAUAGAACAAACCAUAUCUGUGCCAAAAUGAAUUUGCGGACCUGCCUUUUAGAACUUUUCAUGCUUACAAGUAUUUUGCGCGCCCGCAAAAGCUUUGAUUCAUUUUUCAAAUAUAAUCUUUCAAUUAUCGGAGGAAAUAUGUUGUUAUUUAGUCUUAUUUUCCAUUGGAUGUAUUUCUGAUCAUUGUCACUUCACAGGCAAUAGAUAAUUUGACGUUCCUUAUUUUUAAGGCAAUUUCGACGCACACGUAAGAAUUAUUUAUAUACAUUUGUAAAACUUAAUGGUCGUAUAAAUAGAUUGUAAAUACAUGUAUUUGUUAAUAUAAUAUUACAAUAUACAAUAUGUAUCGUACUUUAUUAUAAACAAGACUUGAGAUUUUCCCAAAUAAUCUCUUGGAUAAUCAGUACUCUUUAAAGAUUCCUCCUAUCAACAUCCUAUCUUCUUACAUUGCGAGAAACAUUUAAAAUGAUAAAAAAUAAGAAUACGUAUUAAUAAUUUACUUUCAUUUGUUUAUUUCCCGAAAUGCGAUUAUACAUUAAAGCUCUCCGAGUAAUAUCUAUCUGUUAAAAAUCUAUCGUUAUCAUCGUAUUAAAUUGAUUUAUUUAAUCUAACCCUCGAAAUACCAAGAUUUUUUUAUUGUAUAAGUUAUCAAGCAGAGCACUUUAUAUUCGUGAAUAUUAUACAAUAUGAAAGUUAUUUACGUUAAAUAUCAUUUUACAAUUCGCUUCUCUGUCAUUCUUACUUACAUUUACAAGUAUAUUCAAUGAAUAUAUAUGUGCAAUAUGCGAAAUAAAAUAUAACUAUAAUUAUAAGCAACAAAAUAGAAACUACCGCGUAUUUACUUUUGCCUAACUUGAUAUUUCCAGGGUUAACAACUGCGUAAUCCGUUGAUAGACUCAUACUAACUGCAACGACUUCUUAAAAAGUCGAGUUUAUGAAUCGCAAUGUAUUAAUAUCUUUCUUGCAAAGUUAAAAGUUAAAUACGAGAAAGAGAGAGAUAGAUAGAUAGAUAGAGAGAGAGAGAGAGAGAGAGAAAACAGAACAAGGAAUGAUUAAAUGACAGACGACAAUCAGAUAUAAUUCUGAAUUAUUCUGAACGAAAUUCGAACCAAGAGUAUUUACUGCAAAGCGGGAAUCGCUAUAGACAAUACAUUUACAUUUGAUUGUAUAUUAAAAUCGAACAAUGCAAAUGCGUAUGAAUCUCUUUGAAUAAAUUACAGUUGUAUUCUGUAAUAUAUCUUCAGUGGAAAAAUGCAUUUAUGCAUUUCAGGCAAACUGCGGAUCGUUUCCCUGAUUACAAUUCGCAUGAAAAAUGUUGUUUGCCAUUGGCGUUGGAUUUGACCGAAAACUAAAGGCAUACGGUGUAAUUUAGCUUUCGUUUCUAUUAUCAAUGUGAGUAAAACAAAAUUUUAUAUUCUCUGUAUAAUAGUCUUUACUGAACAAACCUUUACUUGAUGUUUUAUGUUACUAAAAUUAAUUAAACAAUUUGUGAAAAAAAAAAACGUGGAUCAAUGAUACUUGUCUGAAAAUAGUUCAGAUCUAAAUGCGCAAGUAUUUCACACGUAAGCACAGGAUGUCCUACGCAACACUUAUUUCUAGAUUUUAUGUGUAUGUAUAUAUGCAUAUUAAAAUUAUUAUUUGAAGAAGGUUCUAAUUCUCUCUUCGUUACUUUCUCCCUUAUUAUCGAGUUUGGAGAUAUAAGUAUUGCGAGACAUCCUAUAUAUGUACAGAUCACACACACACACACACAUGUGUGUGUGUGUGUGUGUGUGUGUGUGUGUGUGGUAUGUGUGUGUGUAAA